AUGGCGAGAACCAAACACUUAGUCAAACGAAGUCGCACCAAACCUUCUGUUGAAGCUGGACCUUCAACGACUCCAUCGACGCCUACAAGAAAAAGUACAAGGACUACGCCGACAACUUCAGUGCAGAAGUCAAAACAGGAGAAGCGUUACAAGCCAGGGACAGUGGCGCUUCGAGAAAUCAGGCACUUUCAGAAGACGUGGAAUCUUGUUAUUCCAGUUGCUCCUUUAUUCAGAAAUGUUAGAGAAGUUAGUCACUUUUUUGCACCUAAGGUAACUCGUUGGCAAGCUAAGGUGUUAAUUGUUAUUCAAGAGGUUACUGAAGAUUUUUUAGUUCAUUUGUUUCAAGAUGCAAUGCUAUGUGCUAUUCAUGCAAAGCGUGUUAUGCUUAUGAAUUAA
Messenger RNA from Solanum verrucosum, 396 nucleotides. RefSeq names its product histone H3-like centromeric protein CENH3. The transcript has a single exon. The record is from RefSeq and is a predicted model, not a curated record. The coding region runs from base 1 to 396 and encodes 131 amino acids. Gene Ontology annotation, cellular component: nucleosome. NCBI's taxonomy places the organism in Eukaryota, Viridiplantae, Streptophyta, Magnoliopsida, Solanales, Solanaceae. Gene Ontology annotation, molecular function: protein heterodimerization activity; DNA binding; structural constituent of chromatin.